CUGAAUUGCCCUCCCGUCUUCACAACACCCAGAGCUGCCCAGGACAAGCUGGUGGCGAUGGGGCCAUGCAUCUUUGGGUGGGUGUUGGGGGUCACCUAGCUUUUACAGGACCUAAUAAAGAUGGGUCAGAGCUGGGGACAGGGCUGGAGACCCCAGGAUGGUCACAGGCUUAACUGUCCCUGAGGCAGGGACUGUCCAUCGAAGCACCGAGAAGCCAAGGAGGUGGCAGAGCUGUGGUACAUCCUCGUGCCACCAAUUGCUGGUGCUGCACUUACCCACCCCAGAGCUCUGGGCACUGCAAAAGGAUCCCAUCACCGGGGUCCUGGGGCUGGAGGGAUGUGGCAGGGACACAAGGGACCCACCUCAGGGCUCAGGGAGCUCCAAGGGGACCCCAGGACUGUGCUGAAAACCCAGGAGCUGGGGAAGGGGCAGGCAGGGAGCCCCACGGCAGGCAGCGUGGGUGGCUCAGAGAGAUGGAGGUGGGCAGGAUGAUGCUGUGCGGUGAGACACAGAGAGCCCAGGCAAUGCCAGCAGCAUGGGGACCACCAUGUCUGCUGUCCAGCCGUGCGGAUUGGGGAUCGGGAUGGUGGUGGUGGUGGUGGGAGGCUGGGCCUGGGUGGUCUCCAGGCAGUGUCCGAGCCCCGCUCCCAGCUGGGAUGGCAGCGCUGUGUUUGCGAAGAGUUAAGGAGGCGGAAGAGGCAGGAAGCGGCCCGAGCCGCUCUCCAUAGAAACCCGCGGCUGUGAUUAAAGUCUGAUGCGGGCCCGAUAGCGGGGGGGGGGGGCAGCGCCCGCUUUAAUUACAGUGGAGGAAAUUGCUGGAGCCGGGGCCCCGAGCCCCUGCGAGUUGCCUGGAAACUCCCCCCCCCGCCUCCCCCGUCCCCUGCCCGUCCCCUGCCCGUCCCGCUGCCAUUUAUUCGCCAUCAGCUGCUCCCUGAUAAAGUGGAAUAAUAAUAAUAAUAAUAGGGGCAGGAAUAUUAAAACAUGCAGCCCGCGGGCCACCCCCACAGCUGCCAUGAGACACGGCACCGGAGCGGUGCCACUGCUGCUCAACAUGUACCUGCCAGAUCCAGUCGGGGAAACUUUGUUCAAAGACGGCAAGAGCCAGGCGUGGGGGUCCCUCAGCCCGGGCGUGCAGAAAGGCAGCGGGCAGAUACAGCUGUGGCAAUUCCUGCUGGAGCUGCUCUCGGACCGGGCCAACCUGAACUGCAUCGCCUGGGAAGGCACAAACGGGGAGUUCAAGCUGAUCGACCCCGACGAGGUGGCGCGGCGCUGGGGUGAGCGGAAGAGCAAACCCAACAUGAAUUAUGACAAGCUCAGCCGGGCGCUGCGCUACUACUAUGACAAGAACAUCAUGACCAAGGUCCACGGCAAGCGCUAUGCCUACAAGUUCGACUUCCACGGGCUGGCGCAGGUGUGCCAGCCAGCUGCCCCCGAUCACACCCUCUACAAAUUUCAGGGCAACUUGGCCCCACUGCCCUUCUCAGGCAUCUCUAAACUCAACCUCAUGACCUCGGGGGUGACACCAGCCAGCUUCUCCUACUGGCCUGGCUCCAGCCCAUCCCUCUAUCCUGGGCACGGGCUCCAGCCCUCUGCCCCGUUCAGUGCCAUGGCAGCCUCUCACCUCAACAACAUGAACAACCAUUACCAUUAGAGGCUCAGCCAUGCCAGGCAGACCUCCCCGUCCCUGGUGGCAUGGGGCUGUGGAGCUGGGGAGCUCGGCAGGAAGGGAUGGGGGGGAGGGGUGGGAUCAUGCCCUGCUCUCAGUUGCCCCCUUUUGGAUUUGGAGAGUGGCAAGGGGGGCGAGGGGUGCUUGCAGGGUAGCUGGGUUGGUUCCCCCAUGUGGGUGGCUGGAGGACGGAAGCUGUCUAAAUUUAGGAUGAAGAGGGAUCCAUGAUCCUAGGAACAGACAUGGAUACCUAAAGCAGGGUGUGAAUGGAAGGAAAAACCAUGGGCUCUCCUCCUGGCAGGACCGUGCCUCUCUUUCCUUUGCAACAUGCUGCGCACCCCACGAAUGUCCUUAGCUCUGUCCCUAGCCUGUGCCUGCCCACCCCUCUCCCUGCAGAGAGGAGUGAGGAGCUGGAGCCCCAGGGCAGCUUUGUCCAGGGGUGAAGGUCUCACUGGGCAGGGUAAGGGAACCUUCCUUGCCACUCCUUGGUCCCCCACCUUUGUCUCCAAAGCUUUCCCUUCCUCUAUCUCUCCUACACCUCCUGCUGAAGGUGGCCUCCUCCAGACCUCAGGAGAAGCCUUGGUGUGGAGAGCAGGUGGCCUGCACAGGUUAACUCCUGCCCAGGGCAGGGCUCUGGGGUUGGAGGUGCCAGGGGCAGGUGGGGGACACUGCCAGCCCUCAGGGCAAGGCCAGAGCCCGGAGGCAGCAGUGUCUGGCCCCUGCAACUCUGCCUUCUCCCCAGUGCCCGAGGACCAUGCCACAGAGUGGGAUGAUCCCCAACACCCUGUGCACAAGCCCAUGUCCUGCUGGUCACUUCCAAGUUUAAGGCUCCAGUUUUACUGUGACUUUAGCACCUCGCAUGCAGGGCUUGGUGGGAUACUCUCCACAGGUGAGGACAUCCCCUGGGGCAAGGCUGGGUCAGAGGUGGAGCAGAAGGGACGACAGCAGGGCUGGGAGCCCCGGACAUUGAGGGACAGCCCUGGGUCUCUCUGCCCUGGGUCCAAGGAGGUGCCCCCAUCCUCUGGAGCAGGACUUUGGCCCAGUGGAUGCGGAAGAGCUGGGCAUGCUGGGCUCUGUGCUGGCUGGGGGGAGGGAUUGGUCUUCAAUAAAACAGAGAGG
Grus americana (Whooping crane) is the source of this 2785-nucleotide messenger RNA. It is a transcript of the gene FEV, whose product is annotated as FEV transcription factor, ETS family member. NCBI's taxonomy places the organism in Eukaryota, Metazoa, Chordata, Aves, Gruiformes, Gruidae. The coding region runs from base 1013 to 1651 and encodes 212 amino acids. Gene Ontology annotation, biological process: cell differentiation; regulation of transcription by RNA polymerase II. The transcript has 3 exons. Gene Ontology annotation, molecular function: sequence-specific DNA binding; DNA-binding transcription factor activity, RNA polymerase II-specific. Gene Ontology annotation, cellular component: nucleus. The record is from RefSeq and is a predicted model, not a curated record.